UUUUAAUAUUUGAUUGUGUUCAGUAUUUGUCUACUGUCAAAGUGUCUUAUUCCGCUGUUCGUACCUCUGCUAAGUAAGCCAAUUUGUCCAACUCUGCAGUAUUCCGAAGUUGCCUUUCUGUGGCGAUUCAUAACGUAAGUUUACAUUCCUAGUAUCCAUGUGGUGUCCAUAUUGUGUCGCCUAAACAUCAGCAAAUGCCAUAAAACGAUAACUAUUAUACGAUCAUCUCACAUCUCCACAUCCAUCCCUGUCAUAAUUUCCCAUCGAGAUUCGAGACAAAACAUUCCUCAUCCAAGAGUGCUGCUGGCGUCGUCGAUCGCAUCGAUCGCCGCCUGCUGUGUAUAGAGAAUAACGGAUAAACAAACGAAGAAGCCGGGAGGGACCUUCGCUCACUCAUACAUUCUCACACUGCUGUUUGGUCUACGGGGUUUAUGCGAUCGCAACAAGAGGGCUCAGUUUCAAUCCAUACCGCACGGACAAUGGUAAUGGAUGCCGCAGCGCUUCGUUUGGCCGACCUUGAAGCGCGUCGCAUUUGUCGGUUCUGUUUACGUUCUUGUUCCACGGAUGAUGAACUGACUGCGAUUGGAAAGGAUAGGAAGUUGGCGUCCCGGAUUGGGUUCGCGUUGACGCUGGAGGUGACGGAGCAGGAUGGACUGCCACAGAGGAUUUGCGGCGGGUGCCAAUGGCUGAUGGAGAAGUUCUACCUGUUUAAGGAUCAGUGCAUACGGGCGGAGAUGCUGCUGAAGACGUUCGCCGAGUCCGGAAUGCCACUUAUGCAAUACUUUGAACCGGUUGAUUUCGCGGAGUUUCGGUGGAAGAGGAAAUGGGGAAACGAGAUCGAUGUUGGGAUACAGGUAGAAGAUACGAUGGGGAUAAUGAUGGUGAAGAAGGAGAAGCCCGAGACGGAAUCGGAGUAUGAGAUGAUUGCUCCGGAAAUGAUUAAACAGGAGGUGGAAGCGGAAGAUUGGAGCUUGGGAGAGGAAGUAGACGCGGUGGAAAACCUUGAUCGAGUCACUAUGGAUGAGAUCGCUCGGCAGCUGUACGAAACUGAAGAGACUACGUUGAACUCAUUCUCAACUGCCGAUCAGGAGGUUGAUGAAUCAACGCCGGACGGAGUUCAUAAUAUGGCCGAACUGAUUACAGAAAUGGAUAUUGGGUCAGCCCAACUAGCCACAAUCAAUGUCGAUCUUUACGAAGACAUAUCCAACGAUACGGUGGAAUUCGCGCAUGUUCCGAAGACGUCCAGUAUAGCAACAGAACCAAACCAACCGAUGGAACCGAUCAGCUCUACGGAAGAGAUGCUACUGCUGUUGAAAGACGGUGAUCAACACGAACCGACAAGAACCAUCACCGAGUUCCCACAGUCUCCGUCGGAUCUAAUUUACGAAGGCCUUCAAACGACACCGCUUUGCGAAUCUGAUGGUUUACCGUCACGCUUCGUCAACAUGGAACCUGGGGAAAUUGUUUCUGAUGACGAGUACGAUGAGGUGGUUAUCAUCAGCUCCGAUACCGAAGACAACCAACCGGACGAACAACCAUCGGGAUCGGUUUCAGUUCCGACACCGGUGCAGCAGGACCCUCCCAAAAGCGAGCAUUACCGGUGCCAGAAGUGUGAUAAGUUCUUCCCGCAAUCGCAGCUGCUGGAAUCGCAUGUCAAAGCGUACCACAUGGUUUCGCCGGCCAAGUCUACCGGUGGUGGACCGGUGCCGGUGAAGAAGUUCGUUCCAGGAAAGAGUGCCUCAAAACAUAAGAUGGCCAUCAUGAUCGAUAAUCCGGUCAAGAAGUGUCCCAAGUGUGGUACCAUGGUGCACAAGGCAUCCUACUGGGCACACAUGAGGUCCCACAGGUCCGGCGGCGAGGAACCGGUGAUGAACUAUGAGAAGGAGUCGACAGUCGUUGAGGAGCUGUGGGAUUGAGGGGUUCAUCUUCAUAUGGAAUCUUAAAUAUAGGAAAUUGAUUGACAAAAAAAAAACUGUGACGCUUUUACUUUUGUGAACGCCAAUAUGGAGGUGAUAUCAGAGAAUUUUUAUAAUGCCUGGAAUCAUACCCAUGUAACCAAUAAGCCG
Molecule: messenger RNA, 2066 nt
Organism: Ochlerotatus camptorhynchus
Lineage: Eukaryota; Metazoa; Arthropoda; Insecta; Diptera; Culicidae
Exons: 2
Coding region: 432-1916 (494 amino acids)
Cellular component (GO): nucleus
Molecular function (GO): zinc ion binding
Source: RefSeq, a predicted model, not a curated record